Rubroshorea leprosula is the source of this 2232-nucleotide messenger RNA. NCBI's taxonomy places the organism in Eukaryota, Viridiplantae, Streptophyta, Magnoliopsida, Malvales, Dipterocarpaceae. The record is from the annotation of a GenBank genome assembly.
CCUGAAUCAGACAAGUGAAAGAAAGACGACGAUACGAAGAACAAGGGAAGCGGAAACCCAAAGGAAGGAAAAAGAAGUAAAAAGAAAUGAGCAAAUCGAAAGGCAUAGAUAAUGAAGCUUCCCAAAUAUUUGCUAGCUGCUCCUUUUCAAGCCUGGGUCUCCAACCCACCUUAUGUGAGCAGCUUCGAGAAAGACUGGGUUUUGAAGCCCCAACAACAGUACAAGCUCAAGCCAUCCCUGUUAUUCUCUCUGGCCGUCAUGUACUUGUUAAUGCGGAAACAGGUUCUGGAAAAACCAUUGCCUAUUUAGCUCCCAUUAUUCAUCACUUGCAUGGUUACAGUCCCCGAAUUGAGCGUUCUCAUGGUACUUUCGCGUUGGUACUUGUACCAACGCGUGAGCUAUGCUUGCAGGUUUAUGAAAUUCUGCAGAAGCUAUUGCACCGUUUCCAUUGGAUUGUUCCUGGUUAUGUAAUGGGUGGCGAAAACAGGAAUAAGGAGAAAGCCAGACUGCGCAAAGGCAUUUCUGUUCUUAUUGCAACUCCUGGACGCUUGUUGGAUCACUUGAAGAAUACAUCAUCUUUCUUGCAUAAAAAUUUGCGUUGGAUAAUCUUUGAUGAAGCAGAUAGAAUACUGGAACUGGGCUUUGGCAAAGAUAUCCAAGAGAUACUAGAUAUUUUGGGUUCUAGGCAAAGCAAAUCUGCUGAAAAGGGGGAAACCCCUGGGUGUCAGAGGCAGAACUUGCUAUUAUCAGCAACUUUAAAUCAAAAAGUAAACCAUCUUGCUAAAAUUAGUUUAGAAAAUCCAGUUAUGAUUGGUCUUGAUAAUAAGAAGAUGCAACCAGAUCUAUCCCUUGAUCAAACUGGAUCCCUAGGGUCAAAUUUGGAUGAGGAAUUUGAUAACACAUGUGAGAUGGUGAGUACUUCUGGUUCUGCAGACUAUAAGCUUCCUGCUCAACUGAUUCAGAGAUAUAUUAAAGUAUCCUGUGGUUCACGACUUGCUGUACUUCUAUCCAUUUUAAAAUAUCUUUUUGAGAGAGAAGCUUCCCAAAAGGUUGUAGUAUUCUUCUCAACAUGUGAUGCAGUUGACUUUCACUACACGUUGCUGAGUGAAUUCCAGUGGUCACCCUAUUCAGAAGCAGAAACAGAACUUAAGCAGAUGUUCCUGCGAUGCAAAACUUUUCGAUUACAUGGGAAUAUGAAGCAAGAAGACAGGCGAACCACCUUUGGGGCAUUUAAGACUGAAAAAUUAGCUCUUCUCUUGUCUACAGAUGUUGCUGCAAGGGGAUUGGAUUUUCCAAAAGUAAGAUGUAUCAUACAGUAUGAUUCUCCAGGGGAGGCUACUGAAUAUGUGCAUAGAGUUGGUCGGACUGCUCGACUAGGUGAAAGAGGCGAAUCAUUGUUAUUUCUACAACCGAUUGAAAUAGAUUAUUUACAAGACCUGGAGAAGCAUGGUGUCUCCUUGACAGAGUAUCCACUUCUCAAAGUAUUAGAUGGUUUUCCAUUGUAUGGUCAUGUGCUCCGUGGAAAGAAGUUUGUUUUACUGGAAUCACAUCCUUGGGUGCUGUUGCUGCAGAAGGAACUUGAAUCAUUUAUUUCAGCUGAGCCAAGGAUUAAGAAGCUAUCGAAGAAUGCAUUUUGCUCUUGGAUCCGUGCAUACACAGCCCAUCGUGGUGAGCUAAAAAGAAUUUUCAUGGUGAAAAAACUUCAUCUAGGACAUGUUGCAAAAAGCUUUGCAUUGAAGGAGCAGCCAUCAUUGGUUGGAAAAUCAGAGUCCAAGAAGAGGAAGAAGGAUCAUAAGCAGAAAGGACUAUCAAAAAGAAGGAAGAUUACUGGUAAAGCAUGAAGGUGGAACAUGAAGAAAUUGAAAUUAAGUGGCAAAGUUACAAGUUGCAACGCAGAUGCUCAGCUUGUACCUUGUACCAAAGGAUCAACACAAAUGAGGCAGUUUCAGGCAAUUGACCUCAUUGGACCCAGUAACUUGUGCAAAUAUGCUGCCUCUUUAUCUUUAAUUUUAUUUGUUAUUGGGGCUUAUGGAUAUUCAGUCAGGUAACAUUAAGCAUAUAUAAUGUAUGUCUACAACCAUAGGUCUUGUUUUUUUCGUUUAUUUAUGCCAAUCCAGUAUUACAGGAAAAAUUUUUGAUUUUGAACUCGGUAUAUUUUGGUCUUACCAAGUUGCCAGGUAAAAACUCAUAAGAUGAGUAUUUUCAUUACUAUUGGAGCACUAUAUUUCCUCG